AUGUCCUUUUUAGAAGAGAUAAAAAGUAAAAAAAGAUUAAAUCAGGUCAAUACUAUUGUAACUAGAGUUGAUGGUUCAAAAGUUAUCAUUUCUUCAGAGGGCGAAGAGAUUGUAUAUACUGAUGACUCUUUGACCAACUAUGGGUACAUAGUUGAUACAAAACCAGACGAAUUGGCACAUCAAAUAGAUUUAUCAUCUUUGACGGAUCUGAAUUCAAUAACAGAUUUAUCGCCUUUGUUUAAACUAUAUAUUGGAAGUCAAGAUGCUGCACACAACAAAAAUGAAUUGACAAAAAAAUCGAUCACCCAUAUUUUAAAUGUUGGCUAUGGAAUUGAUAAUAUCUUUCAAAAAGAUAUAACCUAUCUCAGUAUCAAUAUAUUGGACAAUGUCGAUGUUGACAUUACAAAGGAAUUCCCUCGGGCAUUUCAAUUUAUUGAACAAUCUUUUGACAAUGGAGCAACAGCCUUGCUUGUGCACUGCAACGCAGGUAUUUCGAGAUCAUCAACUAUACUUGUAGGAUUUCUAAUGAACAAAUUUAAAAUACCAAUGCAAAGGGCCUUGGAUGUGGUAAAGGAAGCAAGACCUUCAAUUAAACCAAAUUUUGGUUUUAUCAAAUCUCUAUUGGAAUAUGAGAAAGAAAUCUUGUUUACAGUAUUCAAACUUUGGGUUUGUUGUUGA
This is a messenger RNA of Cavenderia fasciculata, 678 nucleotides long. Its product is annotated as putative protein tyrosine phosphatase. Gene Ontology annotation, cellular component: cytoplasm. The transcript is spliced from 2 exons. NCBI's taxonomy places the organism in Eukaryota, Evosea, Eumycetozoa, Acytosteliales, Cavenderiaceae. Gene Ontology annotation, molecular function: JUN kinase phosphatase activity. The coding region runs from base 1 to 678 and encodes 225 amino acids. Gene Ontology annotation, biological process: protein dephosphorylation; regulation of MAP kinase activity. The record is from RefSeq and is a predicted model, not a curated record.